Molecule: messenger RNA, 2209 nt
Organism: Aspergillus fijiensis CBS 313.89
Lineage: Eukaryota; Fungi; Ascomycota; Eurotiomycetes; Eurotiales; Aspergillaceae
Product: Zn(II)2Cys6 transcription factor
Exons: 2
Coding region: 14-1780 (588 amino acids)
Biological process (GO): regulation of DNA-templated transcription
Molecular function (GO): DNA-binding transcription factor activity, RNA polymerase II-specific; zinc ion binding
Source: RefSeq, a predicted model, not a curated record
CUUAAAGUCAAAAAUGCCCGCCAUAUCGAACUCAAUAUAUGGAGCCCCUACCACCGUCCGACGGCGCAUAGCCCAAACCAAGAGAUCUCGAGCAGGCUGUCGCACUUGCCGUCUCCGCAAAGUCAAAUGUGACGAAGCUCCUGGGGCUUGUCAACGAUGCGUGUCGUCCGGCCGAGUCUGCGAUGGCUAUGAUAUGCACCGGUUGCCUGCGGCCACGGGCAGCAAGACCAUCGGUGCUGUAGAGCCGCGCCUCCCAGCGUCGAUCUCCAGCAACCUAUUCAGAGCAAUGACAUCGGACGAGCGAAGGUGCUUCUCCUACUUCCAGAACCGCGAGAUCCCCGCAAAUCUGAUGUUUUUCGAUUCGGCCCUAUGGAAGCGGCUCGUGCUGCAGAUGGCCCAGGCGGAACCCGCCGUAUAUCAUGCCAUGAUCGCUUUGAGUGCCGUGCACAUGGAUACGGAGAUCAAGGAUGUCUUAGUGUUACACCCCGAGGUACCGCCGGACAGUGUCUUCCACCUCUUUGCCCUCGAGCAACUGGGGCGCUCCUACGCCCUGCUACAACAGCGCUGUAGCUCCCAGGACCCGCAGAUCCUCCAGAUCACUUUAGUGACUUGCCUGCUAUACACCCUGUUCGACAUGAUCCAGGGCCAGUACGAAACGGCAUACACGCAUAUGCAGAACGGCGUGCGGAUCCUCAAGGAUGUUGGGCCGUUCAAGCGCCAGCAGGACCCCUACACGGCGAAUGACCUCCCGGUCGACGGAUGCCUGGUCGCGGGCUUUUCCUUCCUCGACAUCGGCUUCAUCCACUUCGACUUCGACGGACCGCCCCGCGUGCACCUCAACGAGGGUCAAGACUUCGAGCGGACCAUCCUCGCCCGACAGGGGUAUAUCAGCAGCCUGCAGGAAGGACGACAGGCGUACAACAUCAUCGCCAGCGCGCUCUCCCAGUUCCUCCCACAAGCCUGGCAUCUCUCGGACGCCGACAUCGCCGCCCAGUACCACCGGCUCCAGCCGCAGCAGAUCCUCCUCCUCUCGCAGACCGGCCGCAUGCUCCGGGUCUUCGAGGCCUACGCCGCGCGAUCGGCCGGCCGUCUGCCCGCGCCCGAGCAACAGAGCCUGGACAUGCUCAUCUACCACAUCCACGCCUUCCUCCUGGGCCUCAGGAUCUGCCUCUUGGGCAGCAACCGCACCGCCCGCGCCGCCUACAAGGCGGACUUUGCCGCCUUGCUCGCCGAAACCGAAGCCCUCAUGGCCCGCGUCCCCGACCAGCCCAGCGUCACCCUGGACCUCGGCGUCCUCCCGCCCCUCCACCUCAUCUCCACCUUCUGCCCUGACUACCGCCUGCGCCUGCAGGCCUUCCGCCUCCUGCAGACCUGGCCGCACCGCGAGGGCCCCUUCGAUUCCGACCUGACCGCCGGCCUGGCCAUGGAGCGCAUGCGCAAGGAGUUGACGCUCAUGCGCGCGACCGACUACGCCCACUCGGGCUAUUACUACUACAACGACAGCAGCAGCAGCAGAAGCAGCAACUACGACGGUGACUCCAGCGAUAUGACGACGCCGUCGCCACCAGCCGGCGAGAAACCACUGACUCCUGCGGAGAUUGAGGAGCUUCUCGCUGCUCUCUCCGGGGAGGUGCACCGCUUCUUCAAUACGGUGGACGCGCCAGCCGUCGCGACUCGGUGGGCUUGCUUCCGUAUCUUCAUGGAGAGUGACCAGACAAUCAUGAACAAUAUCGGGUGUGCUGUCGCUGUCGAUCCGCUCCAUGAGGAAUUCGCGGGCUGAUUGUCUCAAACUUUAGAGCGUGGGUUUACGGAUACAUACAUGCGUGAAUAUUAAUGCGAUCCAUUAUUCAGAGAGGGGGUGAAAGCUUGGAUACUGCUCGAAGUCACUAGCCAGCUUUUUAAUCCUGUAAUAUGUCCGUUUCCCAGAUCCGGAAUGAGCGGAGUUCCAGGCUGGGACCGGAGUAUCCUGACUUCAGAAACGAGCAUUCGAAGGCUUAGUACUUAGAACGGUAUGAUAUUCUCGUUGAGGGAGGGUUUACAUUAGCUAAGCUCGGAUAAGUAGUCUCAAAAAUAAAGCCGAGUCGCAGUGAAAAAGUACCGGGGGGAAUUCGAUAAGGAAGACAUUGUAGAAGAAGAAAGAGAAAAGGAAUACAAAAGUGAACCCAUCCAAAGUCAAACAGCCAUCCCGUGGAAUAUACGAGUUUUUUUU